UUCAUAAUAUGACAGUUAUGGGUAGCUUCUCUCACGUUCUUAGAAACGUCAAUGUCAAUUUCGGCAAAUGUACAUUAUAUUAAUAAAGUUUAACCGAAAUAGAAAAUAAUAAGACUAAUCAAAAUAUCCUUGUAUUUAUGUUAAUUUUACCACAAUUCCAUAACUAUUGUUAUUUAAUUUAAACUUAAUUAGUUAUAUUACAACACUUAAGAUGUUGAUCAAAGUAAAGACACUAACUGGAAAAGAGAUCGAAAUAGAUAUAGAACCUACUGAUAAAGUGGAGCGUAUUAAGGAAAGAGUUGAAGAGAAGGAAGGCAUUCCACCACAACAACAGCGACUCAUAUUUUCUGGAAAGCAGAUGAAUGAUGAGAAAACAGCGCAGGAUUAUAAAGUGCAGGGUGGGUCUGUGCUUCAUUUGGUGUUGGCUCUGAGAGGGGGUGAAUGAUCUCUAGUGAUUAAUUUCUCCAUUUUAUAAUACUUUUUAUUUAAUUUUUCUUUUCCUGUAUAAAGUAAAACACAUAAUGUAAAA
Messenger RNA from Melitaea cinxia (Glanville fritillary), 529 nucleotides. RefSeq names its product NEDD8 (gene Nedd8). Gene Ontology annotation, cellular component: cytoplasm; nucleus. The record is from RefSeq and is a predicted model, not a curated record. Bases 212 to 445 code for a protein of 77 amino acids. The transcript is spliced from 3 exons. NCBI's taxonomy places the organism in Eukaryota, Metazoa, Arthropoda, Insecta, Lepidoptera, Nymphalidae. Gene Ontology annotation, molecular function: ubiquitin protein ligase binding; protein tag activity. Gene Ontology annotation, biological process: regulation of proteolysis; modification-dependent protein catabolic process; protein neddylation.